Sparassis crispa is the source of this 2805-nucleotide messenger RNA. RefSeq lists its product as hypothetical. Gene Ontology annotation, biological process: histone catabolic process. The record is from RefSeq and is a predicted model, not a curated record. Gene Ontology annotation, molecular function: ubiquitin-protein transferase activity; sequence-specific DNA binding; chromatin binding. Gene Ontology annotation, cellular component: Lid2 complex. NCBI's taxonomy places the organism in Eukaryota, Fungi, Basidiomycota, Agaricomycetes, Polyporales, Sparassidaceae. Bases 1 to 2805 code for a protein of 934 amino acids. The transcript has 17 exons.
AUGCCUCCAUCUGCCUCCACUUUCUACCUCCCACUGAGGAACGGCGACCAAGUAAAAGUGAACGACCACGUUUAUUGCUCGCCCAGCUUCGCUGUGCGAGAUGGGACCCCUUACUCGGUGGCCCGGAUAAUGGAAUUUCUGCCCGCUCAGGGCACUCCCACCUUCGACAAAGGGGGAAAAAGGAACGAGCCCUUCACACGUGUUCGUGUUGCUUGGUAUUACCGCCCAAGCGACGUGAGCGACCGCCCAGUGGCAGAUUCCCGCCUCCUCCUCGCCGCCAUUUAUUCCGAAGUCUGUGAUAUCAACCAGCUGAGAGCAAAAUGUCAUGUUAUCCACCGAGACAAAAUCACAGAUCUCGCAGGGUGGAAAAAACGCCCCGACAGGUUUUAUUUUCAGCGUUUGUUCGACCCAUGGAUUCGGAAGGAGUUCGAGGUCAUCUCAGCGACGACCGUCAGAAAUCUUCCGGCUAACAUCAGAGACGUCUUGAUCUCUCGCUACGAAUAUGUUGUCGCAGAGAAAGAAGUCGUGCCAGACCUUACUGAUACGCUUCGGCAUUGUGACACGUGCGAACAGUGGUGUUCACCUCCCGAAACGGUACAAUGCGACAGAUGCAAGAAGUUCUUCCACAUGGGAUGCGUGAAUCCUCCUCUUUUAGCUAAGCCCAGUCGAGGAUAUGGGUGGACCUGCGCGCCGUGUUCACGGAAACAUGAGGAAGAAGUAGACAGCCACGAAGUCCGCCAUCCCACGCCAAUAGCGCCGAAACCCAAGACAAAUGCCCCAGCGCCGAGAGGUCGCGGACGUCCUCGGAAGGACCGCACGCUCGCCGAGAAGGAAGAGAACAUGGAGAUCAAGCACUUCAAGAUGUGGCCCUUCCGGUAUUUUGGGCUGUACACGGUGGCAGAAGACACGCUUGACCCGGAUGAUCUUAUCUUCCCACGAACGGCGACACGUGUGGGGCCGAAAUACCAAUCAAGCGUCCCUCUCGCACCUGGCCUCGAGCGUAGUCCUGAGUUGGAAGAGAGAGGUGGUGAUUCAACGAUUGAAGUUCUCGGUCUCGUGCAAGACAUGUCGCCGGCGGAAGUGGAUACCUUUGAGUUGUGCAAGAAUACGUUGACCAAAGAUAAGACCUUGAAAGCGAAUGUUGACUGGUUGACCGAAGUCACCUUCCGUUUUACGGACGCGUGGCUGGCGAAGCGCGACCUUACUACCGUGAACAUGAAGUCACCGAUGCGUCUCGAGAAAUGGAAGAAAUCGGAGACAAGGUAUACAGAUAAGGACUGGAACGUGCUGGAAAUUGCUGCCUUUGAAGACGCUAUGUUGAUACAUGGUGCCGAGUUGCGCCCAGUGCGGGACCAAGUUGGCACAAGACCAAUGCCUGAAGUAGUCCGUUUCUACGCCCAUUGGAAGAACUCGAAGCUUGGGGAGGAGAACAUACGAAUCAGGGCAGCACGCUCCGGCGGAAGGGACGAUGCUGUCCGAUUUACCUCUCCUGCUCUGUCUAUAGACGAGGGUUCUAUCGUCAGGGAGCUCACGAGAGGCAACAACAGCUGUGGUGCUUGCCGCACUCGCGAAUCGGACGUGUGGUGGAAAGCGCCGAAAGGCCUGCCAACUAACAUCCUUUGCGACAACUGUGGUAUAAGCUGGAGGAAGUAUGCUGACCUCAACGUGAGACCUGUGCGCGAGGAAGCAUUGGCCAAGGCGAAGUCUGGCGACAAGCGUGAGGGGACACCGCUACAUGGUCCAGCCUCGAAACGAGCGAAGACAACGCCCUCAGUAACAUCAACUCCCCCACCAUCUGGCCCGGUGCCCGCUACUACGCAGUUGCGGUGCCUUGCAUGUCAGAAACAGGGACCUGCAGGCAAGGUGCUCAGAUGUCGGCAAUGCCAAUUCCGUGUUCACGCAGGCGUGUGCGGAGUCGUUGUCGAUCAAUCAACUGUGGAAUCGUGGAUUUGCGAGCUCUGUUCAAAUGAGAAAACACUGGAGGCAUCGCUGAUCCCCGAUUGCAUCUUGUGCCCUAGAGUACGGAGAGACCCGAAGAAGAAGUUGUUAUAUCCUCCUCCAGAUUCUUUCCUAAGGGCGUGCAAGCCUACCGAAGGGCAGACUUGGGUUCAUGUGGUCUGCACCGUCUUCAUUCCUGAGGUGAUGUACUCCGAUGCAAGGCGGCUCCGUCUUGUGGAGGGUGUUAGCACCAUUCCUCAAUAUCGAUGGUCGAACAAAUGCACAUUAUGCGAUCACGAUGGAGGCGCUGUUGUGAAAUGUGCCGAAUGUCCCGCAGAGUUCCAUGUCUCGUGUGCGUGGCGGCAUGGUCACAAAUUCGGUUUCGAGUUGCAGCCUGUGAAAGCCAGUCGAAGAGAUUCUACUACUAUCGUCGAAUUCAAAGACCACUCCGGUUGUAUGGUGCCAUUAAUCAUCUGCAAGGGACACAUUGGUCACAGGAGGGAGCUACACGAGAUAUGCGAGACAAAUGAGUUCGGAGAGACUGCUCUGCAGAUAUACUGCCAGAAUUACAAGCAAGUGCCGACCGCACAUACACAUGGUCUUCUGCGGAAGGCCCGCCGACUCGACAAUAUCCUUGGCGGAUCGGACGGGACAUCGACUCCUUCAUCCGAUGCUGACACUCCUCCAUCUGGUCCUGAAUUUAGGUGUUACCGUUGUCGCAGCGAGUUCUCCCCAUUUUUCCAUCCCGUUUCACCCGCAAACGGUAAGGCCGUGGCUCACCCUGACGCGAAGUCAUGGAUGUGCCAUCGGUGUUUUGUAGAAGCGCGAGAAAACCAAGUAGUAACCAACGGGACUGCGUCCACAUGA